AUGGAUCAUAUUGAGUCAGAUUUGGAGAGCGUCUUGAUCAAACUAGAAGGCCCCCAGUCGAUUACAACAGCCGAAUUUGACCUGAUCGCCCAACACCCUGAGUGGUUCACCACACUGGGCGAACGCGAGCGACUAGCUUUGUCUGAGUCCCGUGCUCUUCAACUUCUCGAGGAAAUCCCGAGCGACUAUGAAGUUUACCCUGGUCAGUAUGCACAGAUAGAUCACUAUCUCACAAGACAUGGGCAGUUACAGCGAAUGAUAGACGCUUCCAAGAUGAUGCAGCGUCUUUGGGCUCGGCAGAAGGCAGACGAUGAGGAGGCUGGACUGAUUACCCCUACUAUUGAAGAUAGGCCUCAUACAUGGACUGAAGACCUGGCUACCUUUGCAAGAGGCUGUCUCAAAGCUCUCAGCGGUGAAAUCGUCGACGUUGAUGAUGAUAUGGACGGAUCACAUUCCGGAACUGAGCACGAGGAAGGCACUUGUGUGAGUCCUGAUCUUCCGGAAAUCAUCACCUUGUCACCUGAGUUCGCGAGACAUAUGCGAGAUCGGAUCCGCAACCUCCCUUGCCGAGCUGUCGAAUGGAAAUGCAUUCUGAAAAUAUUGGGAGCACCGGCACCGGUGAAAGACGAGGUUUUACUUGCCAUCAGAACCAUAAUGUGUGGUUUGGUGGAAGAGCUUAUUCAAGCAAGGUCAAUGUUGGAAAACCGCAGGCGUGGACUUUCUUCCAAGAAUCAAGCAACUGUCAUGCUUCAAGCACCAACCCAUCUGGCCCGGAUGGUUGGUGUUCUGGAUAUUGAGAAAGAUGGGAAGAUCGACUCAUAUGCAGAGUGGAAAAGUCUGGAGAAGGGUUUCCCUGCCAGGUACAAAGGCUUUUGGAGCGACAUUGACUGUCUGUGGCCACUCUUGGCGGAUAUACGGGCUUGGAGCGUUAUCAGUCGAAAUCUCCACAACAUCUACCAGUCGGAGGUAUGCAGAAAUCAAGUAGAACUCCUUCUAAAGUUCUCAGUUGAUUUGCGUACCACCCUAUUUGAUCGCCAUUCGAAGGGUCUUCCCCAUUCUGAGUCUAGCUGA
This is a messenger RNA of Fusarium musae, 1071 nucleotides long. RefSeq lists its product as uncharacterized. The transcript has a single exon. NCBI's taxonomy places the organism in Eukaryota, Fungi, Ascomycota, Sordariomycetes, Hypocreales, Nectriaceae. The record is from RefSeq and is a predicted model, not a curated record. Bases 1 to 1071 code for a protein of 356 amino acids.